Schistosoma rodhaini is the source of this 4832-nucleotide messenger RNA. Lineage: Eukaryota; Metazoa; Platyhelminthes; Trematoda; Strigeidida; Schistosomatidae. The record is from the annotation of a GenBank genome assembly.
UACAUACACAUAUAUAUCUAAUUUCUUACAAAGAUGGUUCCAUUGUAUACAUCGAUAUCCAUAUACAAUUAUACUGACAAUAGUCCCUUGCAUAUACACACAUGGUAUUAUACAUGUCAAAAUAAAGAAUGGUACCAUGUCACUAUUCAACUAGGUAAUAGUAAUAAUAAUCAUUACACAUAUAUAGAAGAAAACUGACAAUGAUUAGUAAAUUUAUAUAAACCACGUGUUGCCAUGACAAUACACAUUUAAUUUACAAAUAGAUCAUCUUACUUUUUUAUAUUAUGAUGUUUUCAUAACUGAAAUACAAGACUACCCUCCACCUCAUUGUCCUGCUCCUCCUCGUUGUUCUCAUCCUCUUCUUCCUCCUCCUCCUCCUCCUCCUCGUCAUCUCAUUUUGACUGGAUAAUAUUUACUUUCAAUCUUGAACUAUUUCUGAAAAAAAGAAGGUAUUGGUCUACUCACGCACACACACACACACACAGAUUUACACACAUACGCACAUACACAUGCACACAAUAGCCCAUUUCAAUAAGAUUUUUUCACUUAUUAUUAAUAUUGAAUAUUGAAUACAACAAUUGGUUUUUUCAUUUCUUCAUUGCUUCAUUCCUUCAUUCAAUUACAUAAUGAAUUGUAAAAAUUUUCAUAGAACUCAAUCUACUACUCAUAAUCAUCAUCAUAAUCAUGAUCAUUUAAGUAAACGUCAAGUAUAUGCUCAUAAUUAUAUCAAUUUAAAUGGGGAUAAAUUUCCCCAUCAUCAUCAUCAUUAUUAUUGUCAUAAUCAAAUUUGUUCUACCCAUUAUAAAUGGUAUAAUUUUAUAAUUAAAAAUUUAUAUGAACAAUUUCAUAAUAUUGCUAAUUUAUAUUUUUUAUUAAUUAUAGUUACAUAUUACUUUGUUGAUCAUGUUGGUAGUGUCACAGUGACAAUUAUGCCUUUAAUAAUAUUAAUUAGUAUUACAAUGAUUAAAGAUGGUAUUGAUGAUUUAUUACGUUAUCGUUUAGAUAAACAAUUAAAUUCAAUAAAAUAUUUAUUAUUAAAUAUUGAUUUUAAUCGAAAAUCAAUAAAAUGGAUUUAUAAAAAAGCUUCAUUAAUAAAUGUUGGUGAUAUUAUAUGUUGUUUUAAUAAUCAAUCAUUUCCAUGUGAUUUAUUAUUAUUAUAUUCAUCAUAUUCUAAUGGUUAUGUUUAUAUUAAUACAAUAAAUUUAGAUGGGGAAAAUAAUAUUAAAAAAUAUAAUACAUUAAAACAAUAUCAACAGAAUUAUGCCAAAUAUAUUAUGACUACUACUACUAAUACUACUGAUAAGAAUAAUAAUAGUAGUAUUGAUAAUAAUGAUAAUUUUAAUGAAAAACAAUAUGAUGAAUUGAAUUUUCAAUCUAUGAUUAAACAUUUAUAUUUACAAGUUAUAUGUGAACAACCAAAUGAAAAUUUAACAAGUUUUCAAGGUUAUUAUAAAACUGCUCAACAUUUAAAUACUACUCCUGAUGAGGAUAACAAUGAUGGUCAUAAUAAUGACGAAAUAUGUUUUCCAUUAAAUUAUAAAAAUUUAGUAUUACGUGGAUCAAAAUUAAUCUCUACAAAUUAUAUUAUUGGUUUAGUUAUUUAUACUGGUAAAGAUACUAAAUUAUCAUUAAAUAGUAAUAAAAAUUUAAAAAGAAAAUAUAGUACUCGUGAAAAUUUAUCUAAUAUUAUAUUAUUAAUUUUUAUGGUUGCCAUGGUAACUAUCACAUUAUUGUUUACUAUCUUAUCUAUAAUAUGGAUUAAAAAUAAUAAUAAAAAAAUAUGGUAUAUUGAUUUUGAAUUAUUAACAAUAUGGCAAUUUAUACGUACAAUUAUACGUUUUUUAUUUAUAAUUAAUUAUUUAAUUCCAAUAUCUAUUAUAGUUACUAUUGAAUUUCAACAAUUGUUGCUAAGUUAUUUUAUUACUAAUGAUAUUCAUAUGUAUAACCCUAUAGAGAAUAUUAGUAGUCAUGCAAAUAAUUCACAAUUAGCUGAUGAAUUAGGACAAAUUAAAUUUUUAUUUUGUGAUAAAACUGGUACAUUAACACAAAAUUUUAUGGUUUUAUAUUCAUGUUGUUUAUUAAAUAAGGAAGAAGUUUAUUUAUGUGAUACUCAUACUACUUAUAAGGAUGCUACUGAUAAUCCUACUACUUAUAAUGCUACUACUGAUAAUCAUACUACUUAUAAUGAUCAUAGUAGUAAUGAUAAUAAUAGAAUAAAUUUAUUAUCUAAAGAGAAUUCUUAUAUCAAAUAUUUAAAAUUACCGGAUAUGAAUAAAGAUUUUCGUGAUUUUUUAACAGUGAUUACAUUAUGUCAUACAGUUGAAUUAAAAAAUUAUAAUAAAUUAAAUGAUACUACUGAAAUGGAUCUUCAUAAUGGUAAUAGUAAUAUAGAACAAUCAUCUAUGAAUAAUUAUGAACCAUGCAGAUAUUAUGAAUAUGAAGCAACAUCAUCUGAUGAGAAAGCAUUAGUUGAAGGUGCUUCAAAACUUGGUGUUGUAUUUUCCGGUAAAGAACCUGAUUUAAAUGAGACUGAUUCAAAUCGUUUAUAUAUUGAUUAUUGGUCAUAUUCAUCAUCAUCAUCAUCAUCAUCAUCAUCAUCAUCAUCAUCAUCAUCAUCAUCAUCAUCAUCAUCAUCAUCAUCAUCAUCAUCAUCAUCAUCAUCAUCACCAUCAACAACAACAACAAAAGAUGAAAAGUUUAUAAAUCGUCAAUGUUAUAUUGUGGAUGCUGUAUUAGAAUUUGAUCCAAUUCGUAAACGUAUGAGUGUUAUGGUACGUUAUCCUGAUGGAACAUAUUAUGUAUUAAGUAAGGGAGCAGAAAGUGCAAUGUUAGAUCCUGAGAAAUGUAGUAUUGCAUCUAAGUAUCAACGUUCACGUGCUAUACAUUAUGUUAAUGAAUAUUCAUUAAAUGGUUUACGUACACUUGUAUUUGCUAAACGUCAAUUAACUCAAUCUAUUUAUAUGAAAUUAUUAAAAAAUUUAAAAUUAGCUUCUAAUUUAUUGAAUAAUGAACGUAUUCAUGCAUUAAAACAAUGUUAUAAUGAUAUUGAAUAUGAUAUGGAACCCAUUUAUGUUACUGCUAUUGAAGAUAAAUUACAACCUGGUGUAAAAAAUUGUAUAAAAGCAUUAAAAGAAGCUGGAAUACAAAUUUGGAUAUUAACUGGUGAUAAAGCUGAAACAGCUAUUACAAUAUGUCAAUCUAUUGAACAUUUUACAUCGAAUAUGUCAUUAAUUAAAAUUAUGAAUUGUAUUACAUUACAAUCAACAGCAUAUAAAAUUUAUGAACAAUUAGAUGCAUUAAAACUAUAUAAAGAUUAUCAUAAACAGAAGGAUAAUCAUCAUUAUCAUAGUAGUUCAUUAUAUACAAUACCAAGAAUCAAGACAAUAAACUAUGGUAGAUCAUCUUCCAUGUCAAGAUCAUCUUCCAUGUCAAGAUCAUCUUCCAUGUUGAAAUCAUCUUCCAUGUUGAAGUCCUUCUCAUCAUAUAUGAAUGGAAUGUAUAAUAAUAAUAGUAAUGAUAAUACUUAUUAUUACUAUGGUAAUAGUAAAAGUAACUUCCUGUUAGGUAGGAAACAUUGUAUAUUGAAUCGUUAUAUUAGACAUAAACAUAAAAAACAUCCUGGUAUAGCAAAUGAAUCAAUUGGUCUUGUUAUUGAUGGAAAAAGUCUACAAUAUGCAUUACAUACCUCAUUACGCGACUCAUUUCUAGAAUUAUGCAUGAGUGUCACAACCGUGUUAUGUUGUCGUAUGACACCAUUACAAAAAGCAUCUAUUGUUAAAUUAGUUCAAAUUGGUUUAGCAAAACAUUCACAUCUACGUAUGAAACCAGUUGUAGCUGCAGUUGGUGAUGGUGGUAAUGAUGUAGCUAUGAUUUUACAAGCUAAUAUCGGUGUUGGAGUUUAUGGAAAAGAAGGUCGUGAAGCAGUUAGAGCUGCAGAUUAUUCAGUGACAGAAUUCAGACAUAUAAAACGAUUGUUUUUAUUACAUGGACAUUGGUCAUAUUAUCGUAUUACAAUAACAAUGUUAUUCUUUUAUCAUAAAGCAGUUGCAUUUGUCUGUAAUCAAUUAUGUGUUAUUUAUAAUAAUGGUUAUUCAGAAAUUCCAUCAUUUGGUACUAUACUAUUUAUAUGUUAUAAUUUAACUAUGACAUUUCUGGUUAGUUUAGGUUAUGGAAUGUUUGAACGUCAUAUAGAAGAGAAGAUUCUAUUGAAUAAACCAUAUUUAUAUAAAGCGAUAUCCUAUCAAGCCAAUUUAAAAGCAUGGUAUAUAUUCUUAUGGGUUAUAGAUGGUAUAUGGCAUGGUCUUAUUACUUAUUUUAUACCAUAUUAUUGUUUAGCUGGUGGUAAUCUAUAUGCUGAAGCAAUUUUCUAUCAAACUAAUCAUCAUAAUACAAAUGGUAAUUAUGAUUUCACUAUGAUUGGUAAUGCAUCAUUUGUAUAUUUAUGGAUAUCUGUAACUAUACGUUCAACAAUAUGGACAAAAGAUUUUAAUUUAAUGUUAAUUCUGUGUCAUAUUGGUACAACAUUAAAUCUUGUCAUUUUAUUUGUAUUUCAAACAUUUGUUCCCCCUACAAGUAAUGAAUAUCAAAGAUAUGCACAAUUAUGUCGAAGUCCUGCAUUUUGGUUCACAUUCCCAUUAACUGUUUUUAUAGCCAAUGCUCCAGGAUUAUUAUGGCGUUUAGCUUCAGAUACAUGGUGGACUAUAUUUAUUGAAAUGAAAAAUGUACCUAAAAGUAAUAAACGUAAAUUCUAUAUGAAGAAUCCAUUGAUUUGGUUAAGAGCAUUAGUUUUUGGUCGAACAGGAAGAAACGAGUCAAUUAUCCAGGGAAAAUAA